Fusarium poae is the source of this 3552-nucleotide messenger RNA. RefSeq lists its product as uncharacterized. The record is from RefSeq and is a predicted model, not a curated record. NCBI's taxonomy places the organism in Eukaryota, Fungi, Ascomycota, Sordariomycetes, Hypocreales, Nectriaceae. Bases 1 to 3552 code for a protein of 1183 amino acids. Gene Ontology annotation, molecular function: ATP hydrolysis activity; protein binding. The transcript has 4 exons. Gene Ontology annotation, biological process: nucleoside metabolic process.
AUGUCAGAUCCCCGAAUCUACACGGUCGGUUGGAUCUGUGCUAUUGCAACCGAAUACCUCGCUGCGCAACUGUUUCUGGACGAGGAGCACGACCCACCAGAGUCCGUGUCUGUCAACGACAGUAAUGACUACACACUGGGCAGGAUUGGAAGACACAAUGUUGUUAUUGCAGUACUUCCACUCGGUGAAUACGGAAUAUCUUCAGCUACAGGCGUUGCCAAAGACAUGCUUCAUAGCUUCCCUAACGUCAGGAUUGGUCUGAUGGUCGGCAUCGGCGGCGGCGCACCAACUAGCAAGCAUGAUAUCCGUCUUGGAGACGUGGUUGUUGGUAUAUCCAGUAAUGGUGAAGGCGCUGUGUUUCAGUAUGACUUUGGAAAGACCUUGCAAGGUCAGGAAUUCCAGACUAUGGGGUUUCUAAACCAGCCGCCCACUGUUAUACGGACAGCUGUUCACGGACUUUUAACAGACUACAAGCGAAAGGGUCAUCAGCUUAAUACGCAUAUUAACGACAUCCUGGAAGAGAACCCGAGACUUCGAAAGGACUUGCAACGACCUGAACCGAGUACUGAUCGACUCUACGAUGCCUCAAAGGUGCAUCCCAAAGAUGAUGAGUCAAACUGCGCGAAAGUCUGUGGCAAUGAUCCAUCUACCUUGGUACCGCGACCCGACCGUGGAGAAUACGAAGAUGAUCCGACUAUACACUAUGGUCUUAUAGCUUCUUCAAAUAGCUUGAUGAAGGAUGCAUUGGCACGCGACGCCCUUGCAGCAAAGAAAGGUGUCCUCUGCUUUGAGAUGGAGGCAGCGGGGCUUAUGAACCAUUUCCCCUUUCUAGUUGUCCGCGGUAUAUGCGACUACUCCGAUUCGCAUAAAAAUAAAGAGUGUCAGGGAUUUGCGGCAAUGAUGGCAGCUGCAUACGCAAAAGAUCUGCUGAAACAGAUACCCCUGAACAAGGUAGAGGCCGAGAAACCUAUCAACGAAAUUUUGAGCUCUAUUGAAUGCACAGGAAAUGAAACUAAAAAAGCUGUGUCGAAUUUAGCAUCUGACAAUCGUUUUACCAAAAUCAAGGAGUGGCUAUCCCCGUCAGAUUUCUCUACCAAUGCCAACAUGGCAAGACAACGCCGUCAUCCAGGCACUGGGAGCUGGCUUUUGAAAAGCUCUACCUUUCAAGAAUGGAAGCUCGGGUCGCGCCGACACUUGUGGCUCUAUGCUCUAGCAGGGUGCGGAAAGACCAUCCUGAGUGGGACAAUCCUUGAUCACCUCCAGAAAUCAGCCAAUAACUAUACCACAAUCGCAUUCUUCUUCGACUUCAACGACAGCAGAAAACAAAAGCUGGAAGACCUGGUACGCUCACUGGCAGUUCAGCUCUAUCACGCAAGUAGUGAAGCAGCGGAGACGCUCGAUCGUCUUUUUACUUUCCAUAGUAAAGGAUGCAUACAACCACGUACAGAUGCAUUGUCGAAUUGGGUUAGCGAGAUGAUAACAGCCACUGGAAAUGUAUUUAUCAUCGUCGAUGCUCUCGACGAAUGCACAACAAGAGAUGAGCUGUUGCAUUGGAUAAGAGAUUUGACACGCAACAACAACAAAGCUCAAACUCUCUUAACUGGUCGACCAGAGGCCGAGUUCCAACACGAGAUACCUAGCCUGAUUGACCAAGACAAUUGCAUUUUACUUGAUGAGAGAAAUGUCAACGCCGACAUCCGAUGUUAUGUCGAGGCUGAACUCGAGAACAACCCAGAUUUCGUGAAGAAAGGAUUAUCUCAGGACUUGCAGCAUGAGAUACGAGAUCUUUUGGGAGAUGGAGCUAGUGGCAUGUUUAGAUGGGCAUCAUGUCAACUCAACAGUCUCGCCAGAUGUCUGAGCCCGAAAGACAUCAAGCUAGCUCUGAAGACCUUGCCGCGUGAUCUGGAUGAGACAUAUCGUCGCAUGCUCGAGAACAUACCCGCUGAAUACAAGAGCCAUUCAAUUCGUCUCUUACAAUUUCUCGUCCACUCCAAAAGGCCUCUGAGCCUAGCUCAGGCUAUUGACAUCAUAGCUACUGAGAUAGAUCAAGAACCUCGAGGCUUUGAUCCUAAUGGUCGGCUGUCCUUAAGUGACGACAUUCUGAGAUACUGUCCCGGCAUGUUGACCAUCGUCAGAGCCGAGAUAUGUACGAACACAUGGGAAAUACUUCGUCUGGCUCAUUUUUCUGUCAAAGAAUAUCUUCUUCAACAAGAACAAUUCAAUCUUGAAAGGGCCAGCAUUGUCAUAGUCAGAACGUCCUUGGCUUAUCUUACUGAUGCCACUGACGCCGCUGACGCCACUGAUGCCACUCAUGAUCGUGAAGCAUUCCCCUUGGAAUCGUAUGCGGCAACAUAUUGGCGGAAAUUUGCUGUUUCGGCUGGAGACUCUGAAGAAUGCCUAGCCGCCAUAAACACAUUUUUGCAAAACGAGAGAGCAGUUGAUCGAUGUCAAGAUUUGGACGAACAGGAUUGCAAGAGAGACUCUAUAAAGGAUGCGCUGUCCUAUGUUUGUCAUCAUGGACUUCUGGUUCCUGCAAGAUAUAUAAUAAUCAAGGGAGCAGAUAUCAACGCGCGAAAUGGUCUAGCUCUCAAGGUUGCCUCAUAUCGAGGUCACUUGGAAAUAGUACAGUUACUCUUGGAUAAAGGAGCGGAUUUAAACAGAAAAGGUGGUCUUUAUGGCUAUGCCUUGCAGGCGGCUUCUGCGUCUCUUUUUGGCAAUCGUUCAGGAGUAGUGCGGCUGCUCUUGACCAGAGGAGCAGACGUUAAUGCGACUGGUGGUCGGUAUGGAAAUGCCUUACAGGCUGCCACGGAGAGAGGCCAUUUAGGAGUGGUACAACUUCUCUUGGACAAGGGCGCAAAUGUCAAUGCGGACAUCGUUCAACUCCUCUUGGACAGAGGAGUAGAUGUAAAUGUGACUGGUAACUAUGGGAAUGCCUUAUAUAUUGCUUUACAGAAGGGAUUCUUCAAUAUCGUUCGACUACUCUUAGACAAAGGAGCAGACGUCAAUGCUGGCGGCGAGUCUAAAAAUGCCUUAUAUGCUGCUUCAAGCAUGGGCCACUUGGAAAUCGUUCAACUUCUCUUGGACAAAGGAGCAGAUGUCAAUGCGAACGGGAAGGAUGGGACUGCCUUACAUGCUGCUUCAGAGAAGGGCUUCUUUCAUGUCGUUCAAGUUCUAUUGGAAAGAGGAGCAGAGGUCAAUGCGACUAGUGGCGAAUAUAGAACCGCCCUUCGAGCUGCUACAUCAUCGGAAAACGGCUUGGAAAUCAUGAGACUGCUCUUGGACAGAGGGGCAAAUGUCAACGCAAGUAGCUCCCGUUCCGUAAAACCUCUACACAUCGCUGUAUCCCGGAACGACCCCGAAGCAGUCAAAUUGUUGUUAGAUAGAGGAGCUGUGGUUUCCCAGAAAAUGUUGCAAAUUGCCUCAAAGAAAAGUCCGAGGAUCGUGCAAAUGUUACUGGCUUCGCACAACAUCGAGACACCGACCGAAAAGCGGACCAAAAAACGGACAAGAUCGGUACACUUUGGGAGUCGAAAAAGAAGACGUCGUCUCUAG